CACAGGAGGCCAGGGGAGGAGGAGUUCUCACCUCAGCAACAGAGGUGGUCCUGGGGCCUUCAAAGGCGGCACCUCCAGGGCCUGCCACGUGGCCUCCUAGGGGACACACUUCAGGGCUUGGUGCCAAAUGCCUGGAAACUUGCAAGCUCCCUCUGUGGCUGCUUAUAAAAGCAGUUCCAGGCCAUGCUCCUUAAGGAGGAGAGACGACGGGGACGGAACCAGGCAGGGAGGGCAGAGAUUCAGACCAGGCCAUGCUCGCUGCCUCCAUCUUCCGUCCGACUCUGCUGCUCUGCUGGCUUGCUGCCCCCCAGCCAGCCCAGCCCGAGGCACUCUUCCAUAGCCGGGACCACUCGGACCUGCAGCUGUCGCCCCUGCGCCAGGCCAAGCCCAUCACUGACCUCCAUGAUGCUCAGGUAGGAGAAGGCCAGAAGAACAGGAUCACCCACAUGCACGAGAUGCCGGCCGCGGGCGCCGCCAGGGCUUUCUCCAAGAAGACCCUGAGCUGGAGGCUGGCGCGCGAGGCCCCCAGCGGCCAGCUGUCGCUGCACGAGCAGAGGGCCAUCUUCACACUGGCCUUCAGGAUGUGGAGCGAGGUGACGCCGCUGCACUUCCGCGAGGAUCUCACCGCCCCCGGGGCCACCGUCGACAUCAAGCUGGGUUUUGGGAGAGGCCGGCACCUGGGCUGUCCUCGGGUUUUUGACGGGAGCGGGCAGGAGUUUGCACACGCCUGGCGCCUGGGAGACAUUCACUUUGACGACGACGAGCACUUCACGCCUCCCAGCAGCGACGCGGGCAUCAGCCUUCUCAAAGUGGCCGUGCAUGAGAUUGGCCAUGUCCUCGGCCUGCCUCACAUCUACAGGACGGGAUCCAUAAUGCAGCCCAAUUACAGUCCACAGGAGUCUGCGUUUGAGCUGGACUGGUCAGACAGGAAAGCAAUUCAGAGGCUGUACGGUUCAUGUGAAGGAUCAUUUGAUACUGCAUUUGACUGGAUUCACAAAGAGAGAAACCAAUAUGGGGAAGUGAUGGUGAGAUUUAGCACAUAUUUUUUCCGCAACAGCUGGUACUGGCUUUAUGAAAAUCGAAACAACAGGACACGCUACGGGGAUCCUAUCCAAAUCCCCACUGGCUGGCAUGGACUCCCCACACAGAACAUAGAUGCUUUCAUCCACAUCUGGACGUGGAGAAGAGAUGAACGUUAUUUUUUUAAAGGAAAUCAAUAUUGGAGAUACGACAGUGACAAGGAUCAGGCCCACACAGAAGAUGAACAAGGAAAACGCUACCCCAAAUCGAUUUCAGAAGGAUUUCCUGGCAUCCCAAGUCCCCUAGACACUGCCUUUUAUCACCGAAGACAGCAGUUAAUUUACUUCUUCAAGGAGUCCUUUGUAUUUGCAUUUGAUGUUAACAGAAAUCAAGUACUUAAUUCUUAUCCAAAGAAGAUUACUGAAGUUUUUCCAGCAAUAAAACCACAAGACCAUCCUUUCAGAAAUAUAGAUUCAGCUUACUACUCCUAUGCACACAACUCCAUUUUCUUUUUCAAAGGCAAUGCAUACUGGAAAGUAGUUAAUGACAAGGACAGACAACAGAAUUCUCGGCUGCCUUCUAAUGGUUUACUUCCAAAAAAGUCUAUUUCAGAGAAGUGGUUUGACCUUUGUGAUGUCCACACUUCCACACUGAACAUGUAAUGAGACAGAGGAAAGUGGAGGUAGUCAUAGGAUAUCUCUUACAAAAGUCUGAUUUCUUUUACAAAGACAACAAACCAGAUUUUAGUAGCCGAAGCAAGUAUGGCUCCCUAAGUUAAAAGCCAAUGGAAAAAGCAUUACUUGAGUUUUUAAAAUAUGUGAUUUAAAAAUCAAAUGCUCACACAAAA
Galeopterus variegatus (Sunda flying lemur) is the source of this 1867-nucleotide messenger RNA. RefSeq names its product matrix metallopeptidase 21 (gene MMP21). Gene Ontology annotation, molecular function: zinc ion binding; metalloendopeptidase activity. NCBI's taxonomy places the organism in Eukaryota, Metazoa, Chordata, Mammalia, Dermoptera, Cynocephalidae. Gene Ontology annotation, cellular component: extracellular matrix. The record is from RefSeq and is a predicted model, not a curated record. Bases 252 to 1682 code for a protein of 476 amino acids. Gene Ontology annotation, biological process: collagen catabolic process; proteolysis; extracellular matrix organization. The transcript has 7 exons.